Molecule: messenger RNA, 3892 nt
Organism: Myxozyma melibiosi
Lineage: Eukaryota; Fungi; Ascomycota; Lipomycetes; Lipomycetales; Lipomycetaceae
Product: ATPase
Exons: 3
Coding region: 108-3725 (1205 amino acids)
Biological process (GO): protein import into peroxisome matrix
Cellular component (GO): peroxisomal membrane; cytosol
Molecular function (GO): ATP binding; ATP hydrolysis activity
Source: RefSeq, a predicted model, not a curated record
UCUGAACAAAUUCUGAAGCCGAGCAAGACCAAGACGGCAACGUAUAAUAUCGCAGACCUGCAACACUUUGUCUUUUGGAUUAUGUGCAUCGCAAAGACUGGGUUUUAAUGACUGCACCAAGUACGAGUUUCAGUCCUGAUACAGAUCGCGCGGUGGCUGUCCGCCAUCAUGCGACGAAUGGAGUGCAUGCGGGAACGAACCGAGGUGGCCGAAGAUCUGUUCACCGCAGCAGACCAACAAGACCUCGGAGGGCAACACUUCGUCUCUUUGAUGCUUUAGAGUCAGAGACUGUCGAAUCUACAGGAGAGGAGCUGGAAAUAAUCGGACUCUCGGAUGAUCUCUUUGACGAGUUGAUUCGAAAGAAGCACAAAGGAUACAGUCGAACCAACGGCACUGGCUUGCCGAACGGAAAUGAUCUGGCGGAAACUAUUUCGAAAUUGGCAGUUAAGACCUCUGAGGAGCUUCCCGAGCCAUGCAACACUGUAUCAAUUUGCCCCGCUUCCGAGUUGGCGCUUUCGUUAUCUCCCAAAUGGACAAUGUACAGGUGUGAGCGCCGGUCUUCACUCCCUCCAUCGACUGCUUCGCUCACAGCCGUGAACUUCACCGGUUUGGAAGACCACAUGCAAUUAUUAAUCCAGCCGGUAGAGCCGUUGCGUUUGGAGAGUGUCAUUCUUGUCUUUCCAAAACCGGCCUACGACUACAUCUCUAGCAUUCCCGAAUCGGAGGUUUUAAAUUAUCUCAGACCAUACAAGCUCUUGCGAAAGGGCCAACAUUUACAGACUUUGGACUGCAAUGUCAAGGCUUGCGAGCCUGUUGACCAGGGAUUGGUAGAGAAGGGGAUCACAAGAAUUACUUUCGUCUGCGACAAAACCUCAUCGUCUCAGGACAAUCGCAUCACAGACUCGUCGAACUUAAGCAACGGCACGAGCAAAACCAAUGGUGCGAAUGGCUGGUCAUCAGAUGAAGAGGAGUAUGGUCUAAAUCAAUACAUCGACUCACAAAAGAUCUGGGAGAGAUCGCCCAACACAGCUCUAACGCUCGCUCCCAAAUUGGUCGAAAAAGCACAAAAGCCUGUCGCACUCUACGCUCGGCCUCUGGAUAUGAUGAUCAGCUCAGAGUUUCUGACACCGAUAGGCAAAGAGUAUGACGACGGCGAGUCACGGGGGUUUGUUGAUAUUGAAGUGCUUGCGAAACUUGGGGUUUUCUCUGGUAGCUGGGUAUACGUUUGUACGAACUCGACCAAAAGGCCAAUUCGUUUAUACUCAUUUCCAUUAUCACAAAAAUAUGAUCCCCAUUCGAUUUAUCUGUCACCGAUUCUUCUCUACAACAUCAAAAGUCCCGAAGCCAUCGAAUUGCAAGUGUCUUCAUCAGUGUCUCGCAUCGAACCGCGAGCCGCCAGAGAAAUCACAAUUGCUCGGGUCAACUCAUAUGCAUCCACUGAGCGAGUCUACGAGAAUGCAUUUAUGAGAGGGUUACGUGCGUUUUUUGAAAGGUACAGAAGAGUUGUGGUUAAGGGCGAUUUGAUAGCUGUUCCGAUUGAUGAGGUGCUGGCACGCCUUAUGAGUGGGAGUGGAGCAGACUCUACAAGCAACAGUCUUGGAAUAGAGGACCUUCAAGGUAUGCCUGGAUCCAAUCCCUCUACUUUAGUAUGGUUCAAGAUUACUGCGGUGGUGCCUCCCGAUGAACCGCAAUCCGAUGAUUCCAAGAGCGAAGAAUAUGCGUUUUGCGUCGAUAGCUCGCAGACUCGAGUGGCACAGAUGGGAAGUAUCCAGGCGCCUUUACCUCCUACCGAUAAAUUUGACUGGUCAAGCUACUUCAGGAUCCCGCCUCUGCCGCGAAUUGAUUCGCCCAGCAGCGAGCGACUUAGACAGUUACUCCAGGUCAGUAUCAAGUCGUCAGUAGUACGCUCACGACUAUUGGUUUAUUCCUUGAAACCCCGAGUUGGAAAGACGACCAUGAUAAAGUCGAUCUGCUCUCAGCUAGGUAUUCACGUGUAUCAGAUUGAGGCGAACGAUGUCAUUGGGGAAACUGAUACCAAAACUCUCGCCUCCUUUGAGGCGAAACUGGAUCGAGCAAGAAACUGCUCUCCCUGUGUGGUUUUGAUCAGUCACCUUGAAGCUAUUGCGAAGAAGCCAGCAGAAGGGAGUGGGACCAUGAAUUCGAUAUCUGGAAAGAUUUUGGCCGCUCUUGAUCGAAUCAUGAUAGAAUCAACGGGCCUGGCGAUUAUUGCUACAGUAACAGAAGCUGACAGUCUCGCGGACGAUGUACGAGGAGGAUUUAAUUUUGAAAUUCAGAUGGAGACACCUUCUGAGUCUGAACGCCACGCAAUCUUCCAGUAUUUGCUUUCUCCAUUUACUUUGGCUCUGGGUGAUACCGGCUCUGGAUCGUUUACUGCCGACACCGGUAGUGAAUUUUCUGGAAUGAUUACAGUUCGAGAGGAUGUGAGCAUUGCUGGGUUGGCGCUACAAUCUGCAGGCUUGGUUCCUCAAGACUUGCUUGCUAUUGUCAAAUCAGCAAAGUCGCACGCCCUUGAUCGCUUAGAGAAAGAAGCAAAAGAGCUUGCAUCUGCGAAUGAAGACGUGCAGGUCCGCGAUAUUGUCCUUGCCUCUUCGGGUUACGUGCAGUUAACUCCAUCGGAUUUCGAACAAGCUACUAGCGAUGCUCGCCGAAAGUACAGCGACUCCAUCGGUGCUCCGCGCAUUCCGAGUGUGAAAUGGGAAGAUGUUGGUGGACUAGCUGACGUCAAGAACGAGAUUCUUGAUACGAUUGAGAUGCCUUUGAAGUACCCUGAUCUCUUUGCCGGAGGGGUCAAGAAGCGGAGCGGAAUUCUAUUCUAUGGUCCUCCUGGAACUGGAAAGACGCUACUAGCUAAGGCCAUUGCAACAACUUUCUCUCUAAACUUCUUUUCAGUGAAGGGUCCUGAGCUGCUAAAUAUGUACAUUGGAGAAUCCGAGUCGAACGUUAGGAAGGUUUUCCAACGAGCGCGAGACGCUAAGCCGUGUGUUGUUUUCUUUGAUGAGCUUGACUCUGUGGCACCCAAAAGAGGAAAUCAAGGCGAUUCAGGCGGAGUCAUGGAUCGUAUCGUAUCACAGUUACUUGCUGAGCUUGAUGGUAUGAGUAGCAAUGGUGGUGAGGGCGUCUUUGUCGUUGGUGCGACGAACCGGCCAGAUUUGCUCGAUGAGGCGUUGCUUAGACCUGGAAGAUUUGACAAAAUGGUCUAUUUGGGAGUCUCAGAUACCCACGAGAAACAACUGAAUAUCCUCAAGGCCCUGACGCGAAAGUUCAAGCUUGCUCCAGAUCUCGAUCUUGAGCAGGUAACUCAAACCUGCCCAUUUACCUACACAGGAGCAGAUUUCUACGCCCUUUGCUCUGAUGCUAUGCUGAACGCAAUGACCCGGCUUGCGAGAACUAUCGACGAGAAGGUGAGCAAGUUCAAGCCCGAGGUCAACCUGCAGUGGUGGUUUGAUACACAGGCUACGAAAGAGGAUAUUGAGGUUGUCGUCGGUCUCGAGGACUUUGAGAAGGCUAGACGGGAGUUAGUGGCUAGUGUGAGCGAAGAUGAGUUGCGUCAUUACCUUCGCGUACGGGAGAAUUUCGAAGGUGGGAAAGUUGCUGCUGCCACUGGCGCGGAUGCCAAGGCACCUGAGUCCGAAAGUGCAAACGGUGGCUUUGUCGGAAAAGGUAAGGGAAAAGGAAAAGGAAAAGCAAAGGCAAUCGACUUUUGAUUGCUACGCGCCCAGUUGCUUAUUACUAAAUAUGCGCCAAACAGUAUAAUGGACGAUUUGGACUACACUCAGGAUAGAGAAUGUAAAUAUAUACGGUGAAGACUUACUACCAUAUUACAUGCCAUCAGUAAUGAGAAGAUAUAGCUACAAUAUAUUAUUCAAAUGCA